Molecule: messenger RNA, 2358 nt
Organism: Malassezia vespertilionis
Lineage: Eukaryota; Fungi; Basidiomycota; Malasseziomycetes; Malasseziales; Malasseziaceae
Gene: SEC59
Product: dolichol kinase
Exons: 1
Coding region: 1-2358 (785 amino acids)
Biological process (GO): dolichyl monophosphate biosynthetic process
Cellular component (GO): endoplasmic reticulum membrane
Molecular function (GO): dolichol kinase activity
Source: RefSeq, a predicted model, not a curated record
AUGCAGCAACAUUUGCACGCGCGACGAAAGGAAAAUAUAGCGAAUACAUCUUUUGCUGCAUCUACCAAUGCGUUGUAUGGGUCUGGCACGGAGCUACGUGCGUGGGAUGGUGCAUUCGAUGGGAGCGGCAGCGAUGGCGAGGCAAGUACUGUGCCUUCGCCGGACGCUCAUGCCUCGCGCGUGCGCCGAACAAAGCGGCGCGCCUCUGUAGUCCAGAAUACACGCCCCAUGGAGCCGCGGAGGCCAUUUCCCAAACGGCAGCCGAACCCACUGGCCAAGACGACGAUGUCUGUCGAUGGCGUUGCGUCCGAAGACAUGAAUAUGCAUACACCAAAGAGCGUCUCGCGGCUCGGCGGGAUAUUAGAAGCGGUAUUUUUUUUUGCACUGGUUGCAGCAGUUGUGUACAAAAUGUACCGAAGCGGGAACACGCUCAUCCACGCCAAAAUACCCGAGCUGCUCCUUCUCGCCAUGUUUUGCGCGGUUUGCUUUGCGACGCAUUGGGGCGCUCCCUAUAUACUGUGGGCUACACGCGUGCAGUACCUUCGAAAGUCAGUCAUGUCCGACGGGCUGUAUGCCUUGCUGCUUGCGCCGAUCCUCGUGAGUCUGAUGAUGCUCGACGCAAUGGCCGCACAACCAGGUCCUUUGGCGCCCGCAUUGAUGGGCUUGGAUACGCCGGGUGCCUGGCGCGUCAAGUAUUUGCCUCUUGGCGAUCCUUAUCAGUGGCGCGAUCCUGUGUGGAUCGCUUGGACGCGCCGUGUGUUGAUGGACAAAGUCGUUUUGUAUGGCACAGUCAUUGGAAUUCAUGUGUGUGCCUCGGCAUGGCACCCCCGCAGAAACAAGACACACGGGCGGCAUUUUACUGUAGAGAGCUUGUCCAAAGCCAAGCAGUUUGCCUUCUUUCUUACCUUCGCACUUUGCGUUUCUAUCGGGAUCGGCGUUGCAAAAUGGAGCUUGGGCGCACUGGGCUACCCCACGAUUCUCUACGGCGACUUGAGCGUAUGGAAGACGAGUGCCGAUACGUUUCUCUUCCAAUGUGUCGUGUACGUUUUCACGCGCGUCGCGCGCCAAAACUUUACCAUAGGUGAGCUGGGAAUUGCCAGCUCGCUUUUGACACCGCUGCUUUCUGAAGCAUUCAGCGUCACGGCCUACAAACUCGCACAGCGACCAAGUAUGUACGAUUUGAGUGUCGCGCGUGCGCCCACGGCGCUGAUGGCCUUCCAGCACGCGCUGAUUAUUGGAAUUGCCCUUAUUGGCCUCCUGCUCAGCCCUGUCCUCGCACUCUCCCGCGUGCUGGCUCAGCGGCCUACACAUCGCCUGCGCUGGCCAGACAAGCGCAACAUGCACCGCCGUCUGCUCGCGCUUGGCUUUUUCGUUAUCGCGGCUGUACUUGUUUUUGGCACGAUCAGUCCUUGGGUAUCGUGGGUGCUAGGGAGAAAGAAUCCGUGGAUUUACUUGGCGCGGUUCAUGCUGGAAGGGCCCUACCUGUGGUCUCGCCCUGCGCUACUGCUUUACUGGGGUACACUGUGUAAUAUUGCGCUGCUUUCUUUGCAGCUGAUGGUCAACCGCGUCUGGCAGUUUGCCACGGUGGGCGACCAGAUUCCUGCACUCGUCAAGCGGCGUGCGCAAAACAAGAAAGCGAAAGCUAAAAGCCGCAGCACGUUGACGGCCUCGGAGCUUGCAAGCACACUCGCAGCGUCUCAAUUUGCAGACCCACACACGGACCCAGAAGAAGAGACGGCGCUCGGUCCAACGUUGACAGUGAGCGUCAACGGGCGGCGCAAGUUCUUCCACAUGCUUGCCACAUUCUUGUUUGUGCCUGCAACUGCAUGGGAUCCAGCGUUCAUGGCGCUUGGCUACAACUCUGCAUUUUCUCUUUUUUUAUUCCUCGAGUACCUUCGUUACUGUGCAGUGUAUCCUGUUGGGGCCAGCCUACACUUUUUGCUGAGCCAGUUUCUGGACUCGAAGGAUACUGGGCUGGUCAUUGUCAGCCAUCUCUACCUGCUUGCCGGGUGCGCCGCAGGAAUCUGGACCGAGGCGCGCUCACCACUCUUGCUGCAGCUCGGCACGAUUAUCCUGGGAGUGGGCGACGCUUGUGCUUCCAUCGUCGGGCGGCAGUACGGCCGCUAUCACUGGCCGAUGUCUGCCAAGACGAUCGAAGGCACUGCUGCGUUUUUCAUCAGUGUCUUGAGCUCCAUGUUUCUCUUACGCAUUCUGCGCAUGGUCGAGCCGUUUAACGUGGCGAACAUGACCAUUAUAUCCUUGCUGCUCGCGUUUGUCGAAGGUGUGUCGGAGCAAAACGACAACCUCAUCCUCCCGGUUGUGGGCCUUGUGCUAGGCUCCCUAUUCCCUGUGUCGUAG